CUCGCCUUUGACUUAUAACGCAUUUUAUGUUACAUUACAAAAAUGAAUUGGUUUAUUUAAUUAAUUUGAAACACAGACAACAUAAUGUUUUACUAGUUGAUAAUCCAACACGGACAAUUUGAAUUUGUACAUGUUUUCUAUUUGUAAAAUUCGAAAGAAGACUACCAUUGUUAGUAAAGGACGUGUUUCCGAUAUGCCACUGGCGGAGUACGUGACGGUCAUUGAGAGUGAUCCUAACGAGAGUCCGGCCUGUUGUCAUGGGCCAGCGUUGCUGUUUAAUCGGGUUGGAAAAUACUUCUUUGCUUGUUCCGCUUGCAGAUCUCGAAAGCUGUGUCCACUUUACUUUGAAGUAGACUUGAAAAAGAAGUUCAAAACCUGGCAUGAAGUACGGGAACAAUACAUUCCAAAAGCUGAGCACCAUGAUCCUCCGCACGUGUUAAAGGACUCCUUAUUCUGCUCGCAAUGUUGCCGUAUUUAUACUACCUCACAGAAUGCAUGUCUUCAUCACAGUUUGCGAGGUAUCAGUCCGACAGAGAUGAACACGCCGUCGUCUUAUUUGGCCCAGCUCUCUACCAAUAAAGGCCAUGCUCAAUACCACUUCGAUAAAAACACGUUGGAUUUCAUGGUUCGUCUAGCAUCCAAAUUCGAAAAGGUAUUAUGCCUAGGCACACCGUCGAUAUUUGAACGCCUUCGCGUUCUUGGAGUGAAAUGUCAUUUGGCUGAUAUUGAUCGACGCUUGGAAGCGUUCUAUUCCUCUAGAUCAUUCACCUGGUUCAACAUGUUCAAUGGACUCGCAUUUCGUGAUGGCGAUGAAAGCGCUUUGUGGAAAUUUGUAAACGGAUCUGAAGAGAAACCUUAUAAAACUAUUACUCCAGAAAGAGAUGUGGCAGAAAGAGAACGACAUUUUUCUGCACAACAAAGCACUUUAUUCGAUUCGGGGGAAUCACUUAGGACUUCGAGAACAACGAAAAUGCCAUCCCUAAUAGGCUCUAGUCAGACUGAAAGACCACUUAGAAAGCGACGACGUCGUGAUAAAAUGGUAGUUUGCGCUAGCAUGCCCUUACAAAUUGCUGGUACUGAUUCCGCAGCAGAACAGUUCAUUUGUAUAGCAGGUGAACAAGAUCAGGAAGAAACUGGAGAUCCUGAGGCUAUGCGUAAAGAACUAUAUCGGAAUCAGGUUUUAAAGCAUUCAUCAGAAUUGCUUCACAAAAAGAGCGUACGCCAAAUACAUAACACAGAUUACUGUGAAGAACGUUUUGAUAGCGCUCUAGUCAUCAUCGAUCCACCGUUUGGUGCUUUGCUUGGAGCCCUUGCGAAGACUCUAAAAAAGCUAACAAACCAUGGGAACUGGAACCGGUUGCUCGUGUUUCCUUAUUUCAACGAAUCGCAGGUUAAUUUACAUCUUCCCUCACUGGCGAUGUGCGAUCUCGCAGUUCGAUAUCGCAAUCAGCGGAAAAUGAAAAACGAUUCAAGCCCCGUAAGGAUUUUCACCGAUAUCCCGCUGAACGAAAUACCCCUUCCAGGACCCACUUACAAAUACUGCAUUAAGUGCGUUCGAUGGGUACACAGCGUCAAUGUUCAUUGCGCAGAGUGCGGAACUUGUCCUUCGAAAAACCAUGCUGCCACUCGACACUGCUUUGUCUGCCAGCGAUGUGUUAAACAGACCUGGGAUCACUGUAUCAAGUGCAAGCGUUGCCAUCUAUCCGGCAAGUGUAAUUUUUAUAGAAGGAGUAAAGGUUCCGCGACCAGCUCCACGAAUACAGUUUCGUUGGUGAGAAAAUCAGCUCGCCGUCAAAAAAAACGAUAAUAAAAAUAAAAGUACAUUCUACAUACCCUGUUUUGCGCCUCGCUUUUAAUGAUAUUGGCCCGCCCCCGAAAACACUAAACUGCAUAAAUAAAUGACGCCUAAUUUUUAAUGUUAUUUAAUGAAAACCUAUAAUAUUAAUUUUCUGAGUAACGCAACUUGAGAAGUUUUGUAAAAAAAAGGUAAGUUGCAGCACUUUGGUUACUGGAAAAUUGCGCUAAUAUAACCUCCCCACUGAUAAAAGUUAGUGUUUGUUAUUAAGAUUACUAUUUUGAGGGUGUUUGUAAUAUUCACAACGAUUUGUAUUGAUCGGACUGUCGCUUAAGCUACGUUCAGAAUUAGUUAGUAACAAGAGAAAUUUUUAGGCGAGCUAUUUUAUCCAUGAAUACGCGGCGAUAUCACAAAGUAAACGGGUUAAAAAAAUAUCUAGAUGCGCGUAUUGUGACGGCUUCUCGACAUUAUUUGACGUUAUAGGAGUCAUUGUGUUGAAUACUUAAAGCAACUUAUGUGCUACUAAGGGGAUAAAAUAUGUUUUCAGGGAGUAAUUAUUUAGAUAGAACAGAAAGCGGCCGCUCCGUUAAAGCAAGCGUUUACUUAAGGAAGUAUCACCGAAGGUACUUCAUAAUCUAUUUCACAUUAAAUAAUCAUUUGUGUAGAGCAGCUACGAAAAUCACGAAG
Varroa destructor (honeybee mite) is the source of this 2482-nucleotide messenger RNA. RefSeq names its product rRNA N(6)-adenosine-methyltransferase ZCCHC4. The record is from RefSeq and is a predicted model, not a curated record. Lineage: Eukaryota; Metazoa; Arthropoda; Arachnida; Mesostigmata; Varroidae. Gene Ontology annotation, biological process: rRNA methylation. Gene Ontology annotation, cellular component: cytoplasm; nucleolus. Gene Ontology annotation, molecular function: rRNA (adenine-N6-)-methyltransferase activity.